ACAGCAGGUCACGCCACGGGAAAUCCAUCAGCCCCACCUGACCCCUCAACAUCACAGAUUCUGGCCAUAUAACCUAAGUCUGCCCUGCAGCAACUUUAACAAGUGCCUUAAAGUGACGGCGUCCUCGGUGUACAGCACAGAGCAGCAGCAGGAAGGUGUCGGUGCAAAGCUUUGUAAUCCUGAGCAGCACAAACAUGGCCGGCACCAAAGCUCGAGAUGCAGUGAGAGAUGGGUUCCCACACCUGAGGAUUGUGCUUGUUGGGAAAACUGGAGUGGGGAAGAGUGCAUCAGGAAACACCAUCUUAGGAAGAAAAGCCUUUGAGUCUAUAACUUCUUUUUCUUCAUCAGUAGUUGGGUGUCGCAAAGUAACAGGGCAGGUGGAUGGUCACAUCCUGGAUGUAGUUGACACUCCGGGUCUGUUUGACACCCUACUGACUCAGGAGCAUGUAAAGACGGAGAUCGUUAAAUGCGUCUCCUUUGUUGCUCCCGGUCCUCACGUGUUCCUGGUUGUGAUCCAGAUCGGCAGGUUUACAAAAGCAGAAGAAGAAACGAUAAAAAUCCUUCAGAAGAUAUUUGGGGUGGAUGCAGCCUGUUACACCAUAGUCUUGUUCACGUAUGGAGACAAUCUGCCAAACGGAAUCGACAUCGACAAAUCAAUCAGUGGAAAUCGGCCUCUGCAUCGCUUCAUCAAUCAGUGCGGAGGAAGAUAUCAUGUUUUUAACAACAGGAGUGAGGAUCGCUCUCAGGUCAAAGAGCUGCUGGAGAAGAUCAACACCAUGACUCAGAGAAAUGGAGCAACAUACUACACCAAUGACAUGCUGCAGGAAGCUGAGAGAGCCAUCAGAGAAGAGAUGGAACGACUUAUGAAAGAAAAUCCAGACAUGGGAGAAGAAGAAGCGAGAAGACGGGCAGAGACGAAGAACAAGAUCCUGAGGGCUGCUGGGAUAGGAGCGGGCCUCGGGAGCAUUUUAGGGCCACUGGGAGCAGCACUGGGAGCAGCAGUGGGAGCAGCAGUCGUAGCAGCAAAGGAGAAAAAAUGUGCCACACAAUAAAAUAAAGAACGUUUGAUCACAUUUUGAUAAUUAUUGGUCAUUAAUGGCGCACACAAGAACUGUUAGUCCACGGUAAUUUAUCAUAUUGUGUAAUACGUCAUCUAAGAGCUGUAUAACAUGAGCCCGUAUACACACAGAUCUCCUGAACAUCUUUGGUUCCUGGGUAACGAGCUUUUUCCUCCAUUGCUUAAAUAAAACAUUUUCCUGAAUUUUCUAUAUUUAACACAAACCUUUGAUCCAUCUGACUCAUGCUGGCCCAGGUCUCAGGGACAGAGUCUGGUCUGUACAGAGACUGCCACACCUCUCUAUCCCACCUACAUCCUCCUGAUGGUCUGGAGGAAAAGCUGCAGCAUCCCCAAGCUAGCUGAGAUGGACUUCCAUGACCUCCUCCCAGUCGGACAUGCCCAGACCUUAGAGAGCAGGUUGGAUUAGCAGCAGCUUUGCUCAGGACGAGCUCGGAGGUUCUGACAUGGUCUCCAGUCACAAACUGAUUAAAAAUAAAAUACUGUUCACAAAUGCAAAGUUUGAAAACAACAUUUUCUUUAACUUUAAAGUAUAAUAAAUAUUUACACUUAAAUGAUGCAAAUAUCAAUAAAUGUUGGUAUAUGAUGUGUUCAGGUGUUUAAAAAUAAUGUUAUCAUCUGUAUUGCUGUGAUUACUUCAUAAACACACUCUGUGCAGUGAACCUGUGAGACAGGGUUUUCCUCCUUCCUGAUUUUAUUUUUCAUAUUUAGAAGACAAGCAUUUUUCAGACCGUCAAACAAACUAUCAGCACUGUUUCCUCCAUGUGUGGAUAACUGUGGUUCUCACUGUGGUUCUCUGGAGUGCCACAGCCUGAGGAACAUUCCUGUAACCUCGACCUGGCCUGUGCUUCAGCAGGUGUGGCAGUAAUCGGGCGUGGGUGUAGCAGAGAAACUGAACUCUUCAGAAAAUGUCAUAUUUUUCACUGUAGUUUCUUAGUCUUCCCUGAGAACUUGAAAGAAGAAUCAGCAGCACAUUCUCACACAGGGCCAGGUACGUUUGGAUUACCUUUCCCUUUAA
Maylandia zebra (zebra mbuna) is the source of this 2093-nucleotide messenger RNA. Its product is annotated as GTPase IMAP family member 7. Gene Ontology annotation, molecular function: GTP binding. Lineage: Eukaryota; Metazoa; Chordata; Actinopteri; Cichliformes; Cichlidae. The record is from RefSeq and is a predicted model, not a curated record.